AUGAGUCAGAGCAGAGGCCUGUCUGCUCUUAAGGACCCUUUUGUCGCUGAGUUUGAACCUUCAGCUUUCUCGGAUGAAUAUGACUUGUACCCCAAGAUUAUCCAGGAUGUUCAGCGAGCCCUAGAACUGCAAUCUCGCAGACGAGAUCGCAAGUCAUUCACCCCAUCCCAGCCAACUGUCAUAGAAGAUCAAACCCUUAUCGAGCUGCGGCAGGACACAUCUUUCCAACACUCUCCUCCAGCUUCUCCACCGACUUUCACUCAUCCCUCACGUCCUCCUCUGGACAUUGACUUCAGCCCGUCUGUCCAGGCAGUUCCCCUUCACCCUGUCCCCCUUUCUUCGAAUGCAGGUGCUACUUUGGAUUGGACUGGGUCCCAGUCUGAAGAAGAAAGACUUGAAAAACGUUGGACAUUGGGAAAACGUAAAGGCAAAGACAGACCCUCGUUUUCAAACAAAGCCGUAUUGGAAAAGCAAGACACUCUUUUUGCGGAUAGGAUGUCUAGAAUCAGAUCGAAAGCGAAACAGCCCACAUUCCGAAAGGCAGCUAUUGUUAGCGACCAAUUAGGACGGAGGUAUAACCUUGUGUAUAACUCCAUGUCGAACGAGGACCCCAUCAACCUCGCGAAAGCCGCGCGGUGGUACGCUGAUUCUGAUCCGGGCGCACAAGCCUGGUUAGAUAGCGCUGAGCCACUCACUUGGCUCAAACACCUAUUUAGCAAAAAUGGCGGCAAACGAUCGAAAUGGCAUCUGUCGGCUUUGAUCGUGGAAGAAUAUGUUAAAUCCAAUAAGAUAGAUUAUAGUUUGCCUAUCAUUCGUGACGAUUCUACCUCUGCUCGUAGGGGAUCACUCCCUUCAGAUGUGUCUCUAAUCCUUCCGUCAUAUCCUUUUCAUCCGAUCCGAUCCUCCCCCUCGCUACAUCAUUCUUUUGGAGAUUCACUCAGAAGAAUACGCUCCUCAGAUGGCCAAAUUUCAUUCGAGCCUAGAAUUGACUCUACGCGCAGCUCGAUAGAUGGCGAUUACAGGAGCGCUGCUGAAAAGAGUCGAGGAUUGCGUCAUAGCUCUCCAGGCGGACUUUCACCAGCUAGCAGUCGGCACCUUCCGUUUGCUCAACGGAUACGGCGUCGGCAGGUGGAUAGCGAUGAAGGAUCUUCCUCAAUCAUUCACUCGCAAUCGGACGACUACAGUGGGUCUUUCGCUGGCGUUACUGGACAUCGGCGCAAGAGGCGCGAUCGGGGGCAGCCUCAUGCGCCUUCAUCAUAUCUACUAUCACCCCGUGAAUCAGGAACAGAGACCAAUACUCCCGGCCAGAUGUCGGAUGUACACGAGGCAAAUUCUGCACCUAUGGAGGAUCCAUUGCCCUCUGAGCCACCUUCGGAACGUGGGAUUGAACUGCCACCUAACAUGCCUGAAUCUGAGGGUUUCGCCACUCCACCGCAAGUUAUUACACGUCAGAGACUAAUUCACCGGAUGUCCCUCCCUGUCCCUGACGUAGCCAAGAAGCCAGAACGAAAGCAGCUCGAGGAAGCCGAGGAGGAAGAAUUAGAGCAUGAGUAUGAGAAGAAGUUGCAGACGCUAGAUGAACUUAAGGCGCAGAACCAUCGGGUACGCCAGAAAUUGCAAAGGAUCGCUGCAGAUGUCCGGGAAUACGACAACAUGCAAGCGAGGAUGGCCAAUACGCACGGUAUUCCUCAUCAAGGUCUACCUGUAGAACUUUUAGACGCUUUUAAUCAGGAUCCUUCAUCGGUCACUGGCGGAACUCGGGAACGGAAAGGAUGGAGGGCCGUCGAGGACGUACACACUCGCAUUCUUCGUCAACAACAAAUUUUCAGGAUGUACCUUUCUGUUUCGGAGAAACAUGUAGUGCCAGAUAGCUUGCUCGAUGAGCCCAUAUCAUCGCUUAUGGAUACGUUGGGCAAACUGGGUCAUAAGAGGGAGACUCUGGCGCACAAGGAGUUGGAAGUUGCUAGCGCUCUGGCCAAAGUCAAGACUCUGCAUACCCAAGUCAAGAACGAGUAUAACAAUACCCUCUCGCACACCUCCAUUGCUUACCCAGAACUCUCCCAAAUCAUCGCACUAGAAGAAAGCUACAAGGAUCAAUACCAACAUAUCUGGGAGUUCGGAAUGGAUGCUUUGACGUUCAUCCUCGACAACGUUGCGCCGGUUUGGAGGAAUUAUGGGAGGACUAUUGGCGAAGAUAUCACAGAUUUCCUCAUUAUACCCUGGUAUCGGAAUGAGUUCACGGGAGAGCCGAAGCGGUAUGAUAUCUUGUCGUUUCCUCGCCGCUCCAUCCGCCACUGGUUCACACUCUUUUUCCUCUUCUUGUCUACAUUCGCCAUCGCCUAUCUGCAAAUGCGCGCAGCCAUUCUUUGUACAUUCAUGUACAGGCAUCCCUGGAUCGACAAUUCAGGUUUUCGAUGGUUGAUCAUGCCGUGCAUAUGGAUCGCUUUCCUCAUUCAUUGGUUUGCUGUUCUCUUCGAGGUUGGAAUCAUCAUGCUGGAGCUUAGAGUCGUUGCUUGGUGGUUGGGUUGGUCGGUGGGCCUUCUUACCUGA
Messenger RNA from Suillus fuscotomentosus, 2550 nucleotides. RefSeq lists its product as uncharacterized. NCBI's taxonomy places the organism in Eukaryota, Fungi, Basidiomycota, Agaricomycetes, Boletales, Suillaceae. Bases 1 to 2550 code for a protein of 849 amino acids. The transcript has 6 exons. The record is from RefSeq and is a predicted model, not a curated record.